Messenger RNA from Prunus armeniaca (apricot), 255 nucleotides. The record is from the annotation of a GenBank genome assembly. NCBI's taxonomy places the organism in Eukaryota, Viridiplantae, Streptophyta, Magnoliopsida, Rosales, Rosaceae.
AUGGGAAUCACCCAAGAUUGUGUGAAGCUGAAGUGUGAUAGUCAAAGUGUCAUUCACUUGGCAAAGAAUCAAGUUUUUUCUGGAAGAUCAAAGCACAUUGAAGCAAGAUAUCACAGAAUCAGAAAUUGGGUGAAGUCUAAGGAGAUUUGGAUUGAAAAGAUUCAUACGGAUGACAAUGCCGCAUAUUUCCUUACAAAGAUAGUGCCGGCCAAGAAGUUCAAGCAUUGCUUGAACUUGAUCAAUCUCGUUGAUUGA